UUUAAAUAGAAAAGUCGAGGAUCUGAAGCCAAACAAGUUGUUGUCGUUAUAUUAACAUACAGUUUUAUAGAAAACUUCAUCCAAGAGUCGAGUGAAUUUUUCAUUGAUUCGCUCCCGUUCAAUCAGCACAUUGAACAUCAAUAAAACUGAAGCAAUAUUUCUAAGCUGAAACAAUUCGAUUGUUUGCUAAUGGACCAACACGAACUGUCAACAAGUAACACCUUCCUGUCAACAAGUGACACCUUUACCACCUAUGCAACAGAGUUUUAUGAACGGUCUUUCGGUGAUGGCUUCAUCAUUGGAUUCGGUAUUUUGGUGUUUUUACUUAUGAUAUUUGGAAUUUUAUCAAACAGCUUGGUAGUUAUUGUGAUUCAACGAACACGAGAAUUAAAAAAGUCUCACUUCAUGACUAUUAUUUGUUCUCUUUGCAUCUCCGAUUUGAUGUCUGCAAUGAUCAGUCCAUUUUUCUGGUAUCGAAGAUCAUUGGGUUAUGACAUUUGGAAUCUGCCAAACUUCUUCUGUGAGCUAUUUUGGGCGGUUGAUAUCAUGACAUCAUUGUCAACAUCUAUGCAUGUACUGAGUUUUGCUAUUCUACGAUACAUUGCUAUUCAACACCAUUCUACGUUUGUAAAAGUCUCAUCCAAAAUAGUCAAUAUUUGGAUUGCCUGCAUCUGGCUGAUUGCAUUUAGCUGUGGCUUCAUUCCAUACUUCAUUUUUUUCGAAGCUGAUCCAGGCGUUGAGAGAAAAAAAUCGGAGCAUUCUUGGCCAGCAUGUACAUUAAAACUUGACUGGCUCAAGAGUUACAACAUCUACGUCGUAGUCGGCUUUACUGUUUUCUUUUUUGUGCCGAUGAUUCUUAUUGUUGUGAUGUCCAUUUUAAUUGCUCAUGCGGUUCACGUGCACUCCGUUACGUAUGUGGUUACCAACGACCAAUCUCUCGAUAGAAGGAUGAAAAAGAAGAAACAAGCAGUUUUACAAUUAGUUCUUAUUGUAGUGUUAUUUUUUACAGGAUAUAUACCAUAUGUUAGUUACGAAACCUGGUCAAGACAUCACCGCAAAGCUGAUGCUGCUAUUGACCACUGGUUUUGCAUAGCGCAGUACUUGUUUUUGAGAGCAUCAGAAUGUUUGAACCCCGUGGUUUACUGUCUCAGUUCUUCAAAAAUGCGCAAACACAUCGGAGUAUUCUUACAGAAAACUUGUGCAUUCUCAACAUCCAAUAUUAAUACAUCUACUUCAACACCAGGAAGUUCGACAUCACGUUGGGGGGAACAAAAAUCUCGUACUGCAGUAUUUAAGAACAAAUUUCUGCCGGUUCGAGAUAAAAAUUAAAACAAUAAUAUUGAAUGUGAUCAAUACGUCUAAACGUAUAAGUCAACUCAAUUUGAUAAAAUCCAGCAUUCAAAACUGACAAACAGCCCGAUUUAAUUUGGAGGAAUCCGAUCACGUUAAAAAGACGGAAGUGUUAUAUUAAACUUAUGGAACUAAUGGCAUGUUGCUCCACAUUGAAUGCGCAUUUAUCGUUAUUUAUCCUUGCCUUGGUUGAUAGAAUGACAAAUGUGUUUUUUAAAUUUUUUUGAAAUAAAUUAAUCAGGCAAGGAGGUAAAAAUUACAGCUUAAGAUCACCAUUUUGAUAAUUAACAAAAAGCAAAAGUGUGAAAAAAUGCUAAACUGUAUUCCGUGCAUUGCUCCAAAUUACAUUAUAGUAUUGCUUACGUAUAGUAUUAUUACUAAUAUUUAUUCUUUAUUCUUUACUCAUGUAUCGUUUGCCUGAAAAG
Styela clava is the source of this 1775-nucleotide messenger RNA. RefSeq names its product QRFP-like peptide receptor. Gene Ontology annotation, biological process: G protein-coupled receptor signaling pathway. The record is from RefSeq and is a predicted model, not a curated record. Gene Ontology annotation, molecular function: G protein-coupled receptor activity. Lineage: Eukaryota; Metazoa; Chordata; Ascidiacea; Stolidobranchia; Styelidae. Gene Ontology annotation, cellular component: plasma membrane.